Messenger RNA from Daphnia pulicaria, 1291 nucleotides. RefSeq lists its product as uncharacterized. Lineage: Eukaryota; Metazoa; Arthropoda; Branchiopoda; Diplostraca; Daphniidae. The transcript has 4 exons. The coding region runs from base 124 to 897 and encodes 257 amino acids. The record is from RefSeq and is a predicted model, not a curated record.
UUUCUGUUCGACAGACUUGAAAGCGUCGAGCGGCUGCGGCCACAGCACCACAAACAUCGUGAAUCAAUUUCUAGUUGUUUGAAAUCAAAAAGUGAAAAAGUUUGAAUUUCAUUUGGCAUCAAAAUGGCCCCCCUCAGCAAAAAGCAAAUGAAGAAAUGGUUGGCGGUGGCCGGUUUGAACAUCAUUCUUGGCGCAAUCGUCGCAAUUGUCCAGGUGGUCACUUUGGCUAAGCUUUACGAGUGGGUCGACUGGAUCUGCCUUGGCCUCUGGUGCGGAGUUUUCAUGAUAUCGGCCGGCACUCUCACCAUCCGAAGACAUUUCAGGUUGAUUGCCAGUACUGUUUGCGCCAUGCUGACUGGACUGGGAUUAAUCAUCUUCUACGCCUGGAACCUCGGCGUCUAUAAUAAUUUCAGUUACAGUUAUUAUGGCAAUGAUGGGUUCAACAUCACCACUGGUCCGGAGGCCUACUGCUACUAUUACGGUUAUAACGAUCAAUUAUGUGAUUGGCGGAUGGCGUCCGACAUUAUUUUCAUCGUUUGCGGGAGCUUGGCCUUGAUUGUCAACCUGCUCUUGACGAUGAACGCAGAGGCGAUUGUCAUUUUCCCUCCCGAUAUCCGUUACCCGGUCAACCACGUCAACGCCUACCCGAUGAGCACGACCAACACGACGUACGUGGUGACCAGCAACCAGCACCCAACCGCCUAUUACCCAACAGCCAACCAGCAGACCGUCUACCAGGUGCCGGUCGUGACUUAUCCAUUCAACAACACGAACAAUGGCGUCGUCUACCAGCAGACGUCGCCACCCGGCUAUCCACCCGUGAACAACCAACAGCAGCAGCCGGUGUACUACACUCAAAGCAAUCCGCCAGCUUACAGCGCCACCGCCAAUAACUAAAUAGAAACGACGAAUUUCAUUCUCUGUCGUGAUGACAGAGACAGUUCAUCAUGUUCCUGUUGUCCAUCACCACACGACUUACGUGACUCCCGAAUGCCACUUAUCCCAUCCCUCAUCAUACCCAUCAGCAACAGCGGUGAUGCCCGCCAGCUACCCUCAUCCUCAGCAGCAGCCAGCCCAUUAUCCGGUUUAUCCAUCCAAACACCAGAAUCAACCGGCCCGCAACCGGCUUACAAUCCAGGAUAUCCGGCGCCUGGAGCACCUCCUUAUUACAAGGAUUAGCAUAUUAUGAUAUUAUUGUGAAAAGAUUUGUUUCUUAUACAAAUGCUCCUUGUCCUGUAUCAUAGGCCUACUUUUUAAAAUAACUCUAAAUAAUUAAAAUAUUCAAAUUCGA